Molecule: messenger RNA, 504 nt
Organism: Arabis nemorensis
Lineage: Eukaryota; Viridiplantae; Streptophyta; Magnoliopsida; Brassicales; Brassicaceae
Source: the annotation of a GenBank genome assembly
AUGGCCAAUACAAUUACCACAUUCGAUAUCAGAUUACAGCAACCCCUUGAAAAAGAAAUAGGCGGUUUAAUUGUUAUCAAAACGACAAUCUACCGUAAUUUCACGACAACACCAUCGGUAAGAACGUAUUUUUUUUUUAAUCUUAGUGAUUUCUUAUACGAAGAUGAAUCGGAAGACAAAGAAUACUUUUAUGAGUACUUGCGAAGAGAAAGAGUUGAUAAUGCAAACACCAUAUUGAUGAACAUCAUUAUGCUUGUUGAUAAUGAAACAUCUUCAUCUACUUAUUCAAUUAUGAAUAACGUAACUUACCAUGUGUCACUUCACAUAUGCGACAUCACAACUAAUCUUACGGAAGAGCAAGCAAUUCAAGAAUCUUUUGAUGCGGCCAUUGUUGUUCAAAGACUAGCUUUCCAAGCAUCAAUCGAUGCUUUGGAAAGAAAGUUAUUCGAAGUUGAAGAAAAUAUGCAUGGAAAGAAAGAAAGCAGUUGUAUGAUAUGUUUAUAA